Molecule: messenger RNA, 1628 nt
Organism: Solea senegalensis (Senegalese sole)
Lineage: Eukaryota; Metazoa; Chordata; Actinopteri; Pleuronectiformes; Soleidae
Exons: 4
Coding region: 278-898 (206 amino acids)
Biological process (GO): positive regulation of T cell proliferation; cellular response to lipopolysaccharide; T cell costimulation
Cellular component (GO): external side of plasma membrane
Source: RefSeq, a predicted model, not a curated record
AAUGUGACAGUUACUCACACAAUCCCCAACAACAACAUACCUGAGAUUCUUAUGAUGUGACAGUAGAAACUCAUUUCUUGACCUGAUUUAACCCGACAGUCUAUGGUCUGACACCUGAGCAAGUAAACAGGAUUGGCUGAGCCCACAAAAGGCCACGCCCCCUCAUCCUUUGUAUACAGAAGAUCAAAAUGUUUUUUUCUCAUCUCUGGGAGAAGAAGAAGAGGCAGCAAAGUUGGCGACACUUGGCGCCGGCCGGGUUUCCUCUCCGCAGGAGAAGAUGAUCUCCUGGAUCCUGCUGCUCGUCCUGCUGAGUCCGUGUGUCCGUGCAGGUGUGUUUGUGGUGAACGUGUCUCAGGUAUACUAUCAGGCAGAGGAGAAGGACAACGUCACACUGGAGUGGACGUUCACAACCAAACCCAACAGCGCUCCCCGGGUCCUGUACGUCGUCUGUUCCCUGAGAAGUGAACACAAAGUACUUUAUCACCUGCACGAGGGCGUUGAGGUCUCAGACACUCAGGACGAGCAGUUCUCAGGACGAGUCCGGUGUGAACGAGGCGUCCUCCGCGAAGGACGGAUCAGACUCCGCAUGUCCACACUCAGGACCAACGACUCGGGCAUGUACCUUUGUCGUGUGUGGACGGAUUACGGCCGCGGGUCUGAAGGAUGUCGACUCAACGUCACAGCUGUGGACGAGUCUGAGCCUCAGAGACCCACAGAGACACCUCCACCCAGGAGUCGCAGGAACAUCGGCCUCUACAUUGCUCUGGGUUUCGUGGUAACAGGAGCUGCAGCAGUAACAUCAGAUCUCCUGGUUCUUUGUUCUGUUCUACGAUCCAACUUCAGUCCUGGUUUUAUCAAAUCUGCCAAAAAAGAUGAAGACAUCAACGUGAACCAGUGAAAACAUCUGAUCCAUGAUGCUGUUUUUCCCCUAAUGUCUCAUACAUGACUUUCUAUGGAGAAGAUCAAUGACUUUCUAUACAGAAGAUCAAUGACUGUAUGUACAAAAGAUCAAUGACUUUAUAUAGAAGAUCAAUGACUGUAUAUACAAAAGAUCAAUGACUAAAUAUCGAAGAUCAAUGUCUUCAUAUACAAGAUCAAUGACUGUAUAUACAAAAGAUCAAUUACUUGAUAUAGAAGAUCAAUUACUUUAUAUACAGAAGAUCAAUGACUGUAUAUAGAAGGUCAAUGUAUUUACAGUAUAUAGAAGAUCAAUGACUGUAUAUACAAAAGAUCAACUUCUUGAUAUAGAUCAAUGACUUUAUAUACAGAAGAUCACUGGCUUUAUAUACAGAAGAUCAAUGGCUUUAUGUACAGAAGAUCAAUGGCUUUAUAUACAGAAGAUCAAUGACUUUAUAUACAAAAGAUCAAUGGCUUCAUAUACAGAAGAUCAAUGGCUUUAUAUACAGAAGAUCAAUGGCUUUAUAUACAAAAGAUCAACUUCUUGAUAUAGAUCAAUGACUGUAUAUACAGAAGAUCAAUGUCUUUACAGUAUAUAGAAGAUCAAUGACUGUAUAUAAAAAGAUCAAUGACUUUAUAUACAAAGAUCAAUGGCUUCAUAUACAGAAGAUCAAUGGCUUUAUAUACAGAAGAUCAAUGACUUUUAUAUACAGAAGAUCAAUGGCUUUAUA